Molecule: messenger RNA, 3277 nt
Organism: Vitrella brassicaformis
Lineage: Eukaryota; Vitrellaceae
Source: the annotation of a GenBank genome assembly
GGAGAAGGGCCUCAGUCUGCAAUAUUGCUGUCACGGAGCAUCAUGCAGCAGCAGAAUGGCAUUCAUGAAGAGAACAAACCCACUGCUCUCCCGCUGUCUCAAAUCACAUUCGGUUCGUUUUGUUCAUCGCGCCUGACGUACACGGAAACGACUCCGCAGUGCAAUGUCCGCCACAUGUGAUGCUGUGUGAUGCUUGCAGACCUCGGCGCCCCUCUUGGUUGUGUGAGUUAUUCUCGUGAAGGCAAGAACCUUUGUGUGGGGUCGACGGAGGGCGUGAGAAUCGUCGAUGUGGACAACAGCCGAUUGCUGCCCAUUGGACACGACAAACACUCUGACAGUCAACUCGGUAAGGCCACUCGAUGGGGCAGUCAGCAAGGAUGUUGUACGUCCUGAUUUGCUGUGGUUGAUUGCUUUUUUGUUUUGUUUUUUUUUUUCAGGCGGGGCCACGCUGGCCGUCGCCUAUUCGGCAGACAACACCACAAUAUGCUACGCAGCACAGGUAGAGGGAAGGCUUGCGACACAACAGUGGUCUGCCUUUGCUGCUUCCUGCAGGACCGCUCUCUUCGUUCUGUGGAUGUGACCCAACGGCCUUUGCGAGAGACAUCUCGUGUGUAUCUGGACAAGCACACCCUCACAAUCACACCCGCGUCGUCAAACAAAUGGAUAUCCGCCACUGGUGAGGCCUUCUGCACCAACGUAUGUAUCGCCAUUCCACCUUUUAUCGUUUCUUCGUGUGUGCAGGGAUGAAUGGGCAGCUGGCGGUGUGGUCUCGCGAGUCUGGAGCGCUCCUGAAUCCUCCCUGCACUCUGCAUGAUGGCCCGGUCAUGGAUGCCUGCCCUUUGUCCGAGUCUGAGGCGCCAACUCUUCUGGCCACUGUGGGGGAGACGUCGGGGAUGGUCAUCGUCGACCUUCUCAAAUCUACCGCCGUCAUGACGGUAAGAGAAGGACAGGCAGCUCAUGUCUCACAUACGAUGAGUUAUCGGAGCUGAUGUCUUGCUGCAGAUUCCUGGUCGCUUCCAUCGUGUUGCGAGCAACGGCAAGAUUGUCAUUGCGUGUAGCAGACAGGGCGACGUCCGCAUGAUGUCUGCGCGCAAUCCGGCGCUGUAUGAGGACUUUCUCAUCCCUGCUGAGGCGCUGCAGCCACCCAAUGCAGCUGGGAAGAGGGAAGGGGCGAUGCAACCCGUCAUUCGAUCGCUCGCCGUGUCAGAGGUGAAAAGGAAUGCAACGAAGUGAAUGCAACCAUGAACACCUUCACGAUGGUUUUUUUUUGCAUAGACGCUGGUGGCGAUUGGCAUGAAAACGGGAGAGGUUGUGUUGCUUGGUGCCGCAUCGCCCGCACACGUGCAGUCAGCACACGAACCGGAGACCGAAGGUACGAAACAACCAAGGGAGGGAGGGCGACAAGGGCUUCAUGCCUCCUCCAAUGUGUGUGCAGGCGAGGAGGUUGUCAGCCUGCCCCCCGAUGCGUCGUCGGGCACUCCCAUGUCCGAUCGAGUGGGCGACCUGUCCAAGACGCUCGAUAGCGAGCAGGGCGGGCACGUCGACAUGAGACUGAAACUCAACCUGGUGGCUGUUUUGAAGGGUACAGCACAACACGUGACCACGUAAUCUUGUCGACAAUGCCGGUGUGCCGUGUUGCAGGCCACAGCAAGGACGUGACUGGCAUCACUUUCUCCGGCGACGGGUGCCGCGUUGCGUCUGUCAGCCUGGACGGCAAACUGAGAGUAUGGGACUGCUCUCCGCUCCUGUCGUCCCUCGCCGCGCCAUCAUCGGCCAGCCCAGCACUCCCUGAAUGCCCUGCUGGCUCGCCCUCAUUCAUGUUCCGUGAGCCACUAGUGCAGCGGCGGAGGGCGAGUAGCGGUGCCGCUGGUGGCGGGCAGCGUGAGCCCCGUGCCCAGUCCAGACAGGGGGCAUCGCGACGGACAUCCUCUCACUCGUAGGCAAUUCACUCGGAACGUGGCAUCUCUACUUGAGACUACCUCUAUUUCUAUUUCUCUCAGCCGUCCACGCGGAUCGUCGCCUCCCCGGAGCGUGUCUCCGUCAGGAGGGAGCCGCAAGGCGCCACCGCCAGGCAGAGACCGCUCGCCCACAUCAGCCCAGCGGCAGUCGCCUAAGUCUCCCUCACUCAAGGGCCCUCCGCUCCCGCAGGAGCAGCCGGGCGACAAGAUGUGGCACGAUCGAUUUCAUCUCACGUCCUCCAAGGGAAACGAUGGGAGACCCGUGUGCAUGAGGUGAGCAACCGAGAGGACACUGCUUUGGAUGGUUGAUUUGGGGGAUGUGUGUCUUCUCUCCCUUUGCAGGGAUUACUUCGGUCAUCCUAAGGCGGCCCCGCCUGAGCACCGCACGUUGCCCUCUGAGGUGUCGCCCAGCGACCGGCCGACCACCACGCACGUCCUCACCCGCUCAGGCAGCGUACAGCCGGCACACUUCGCUAAGACAUCACAGGGGCUGCUCAGCCCGCCCGGCUCACCCGUGCACGGCCAGCCGGUGCCCAAGCUCGGUAGAUCCAAUACCGCCGGCCAGCUGCACCACGAGAUUCAGAGGGGCACACUAAGCAGCUCGGGCAGCCACUUCUUGCAGCACAUAUCUACUGUGGCGGACGAUCGGCCCACCGCGCCGUUCGGGACGCCAGCCGAGUAUUGGAAGCGGUACCAGGGCAGUGAUGACAUGUCCUCUCGGAUGCAGAUCAGACGGUGAGAUCCACAGCCGCGAGAAAGGUCUUCUUUUGUGUGGGCGAAUCCCAUUGCCAUAUGGCAGGUUGGCGAGUGGGUUGACCUCUGAGGAGACCGUGCGGGAGUAUUUGACCAUGAACCACUCGAGACACAGACCAGGCGGCAACAUGAAAGUAAGCGAGACACGAAGAAGGAAGAAGACAUGGAGUGAAGAUCGGUCCGUGUGUGUGGGGCAGGACAAGACGGGCCACAUCGUCAAGUGGGACAAUCGCUUCCACCUCCAUCCCUCCCGCGACAACGCGCACGUCAAUCCUCGUCUGCGGCAGUACUUCGAGCGAGAGACACCCCUCAAGAACAGAUACACCCACUGGAAGCAGUCGUGUUGAGGAUGAACCGACAUGGAUGGGACGCACUCGUCGACGACCGACCGACCGGCGGUGCCUCGUUCAUUCACUCAUUCGUAUUUGUGUCGUCCGUUGCCUGAUUAUACGGUGACAUUCAUGCGUCGCGUGCCGUGCACCAACUGAACCCACUCGUCCAACCAUUCUAGCAAUACAGCAAAACAAACGGUUUUUCAGACACGCUCAGGUCCAUCACUAUUAUCU